Molecule: messenger RNA, 1523 nt
Organism: Helianthus annuus (common sunflower)
Lineage: Eukaryota; Viridiplantae; Streptophyta; Magnoliopsida; Asterales; Asteraceae
Product: F-box protein At1g10780
Exons: 4
Coding region: 190-1449 (419 amino acids)
Molecular function (GO): protein binding
Source: RefSeq, a predicted model, not a curated record
AAAAAGAAGUGGCUUGAAAAUAAUGGCCGCUCUCUACUUUCUUUCUUUUUUUUCGUCUUCAAAAUUCAAAAUUUUCAGUAAAAGCAAAUUUUCCCCUAUUUGUAGUUUCCAUUACAUCUUCGUAGAUCUCAUCACUCCUUUCCCAAACUUCCACAUUCAAUUUGGUUUUCCGAAUUUCUUGUGCGAAGAAUGGACUCGUUGCCGAAUGCUGUCGUGCAGUACAUUUUGUCAACCAUAAACAAUGCAAAGGAUAUCGCGUCUUGUAACUGUGUCUCCAAGAAGUGGAAAGACUCGAUGCCUUACGUUAAAAGCGUUCAUUUUCCCCGUAGCAUAUUCGACAAGCUGAAAAAUGAUCAAACUUCUGACUGCAUUGUGACGCAGAUGGUCUCGUCUAUUUUUCAACUGGAAGAUCUUGUGGUUUACUGUCCCUUUACCCGUGCAGGGCUGGCUUCAUGGCUGUUAUCCGUGGGACACUCGUUGAAAAAUCUUGAGCUCCGUAUAGAUAAUCUUGCUGAUCAGAAUACCGCAAAUGAAAAUCCGUCGAAACUUGAUUGCAUACAAGGAGCAAGAAACUUGGAGUCGUUAAGACUUUGGGGUGUGCUAAUGGUCAAUGCCCCAAAAUGGGAUGCAUUUCAGAAACUGCAAAAUCUUGAAAUUAUUGCGGCGAAGAUGGAGGAUUCGGCUUUGAUUGAAGCACUUAAAGCGAUUCCUAAUUUGACUCGUCUUGUGCUUAUUGGUUGCGAGGGUUUAAGGAGUGUUUGGAUUGAGCUUCUCCACCUUGAGUAUUGCAAACUUGAUUUUCGUGGUUCGGGUAGCUGCUCGCUCACGCUCACAGCUCCAAAGGUUGAAUACCUUGAGCUUCAAGGUUUUAAUUGGAUUCGGGUUCGUGAGACGAAUUGCUUAAAGAAUCUUUCCCUUGCAAAUAAUGAUGGUAGAGUUUACAUGGUGGAUUUUGGUAAACUCAUGGCACUUGAAUCGUUAUCAAUUAGAGGUGUUCAAUGGUGUUGGGAUGCAAUAGACAAAAUGCUUCAACUCGCAAGUGAAGUAAAACAUCUUUAUAUGAAAGUCGAAUUCACCGGAGAUUUUGAAGCUCUUCUUCCCUUUCCGGAGAUUAAUUUUGUUGACUUUUUCAAAAGUCAUCCGAAGCUCAAAACAUUCAACAUCCAUGGUGCAAUGUUUCCUGCUCUAUGCCAAAAGAACAGUCUAAAGAAUGUGGAUUCAAGUUUCGUGAUUCCUUGUCUUGAAGAAGUAGUGAUUACAGUUAGAUCACCAUUGAACGCUGAACAUAAAAUGAACACACUCGAGUCUUUGGUGACGUUUGCGAAGAAGUUGAAGAAGAUGACGAUAAAGAUUCUUAGGAUGAAGAGCGUACACAGCUCUGCUGAUGAUUUUUUUGAGGAGAUAUGCAGGUUUAGAUACAUGAAUCAAAACUUAAUCUCCAUAGAAUAAAACCAUUUUUUUUAACUCGAUUUAUUGCAAGAUGUGAUCUUAUAAUCAAUGUUUAGAGUAAAACUUUGUUUACU